Cherax quadricarinatus is the source of this 7769-nucleotide messenger RNA. RefSeq names its product serine/arginine repetitive matrix protein 2-like. Lineage: Eukaryota; Metazoa; Arthropoda; Malacostraca; Decapoda; Parastacidae. The record is from RefSeq and is a predicted model, not a curated record.
GGAUGGAAAGUUAGUGUGUAGCUGGCUGUGUUGUGGGGUGGGUGGCCGCCUCGCCAUCCCGGACACCUCCCGCUUUUCACUGAGAUUUGACUUACCGAUGGAUUAAGAAAACAAUAUUGAUAUCUAAGACCAAGUUCGUGGAACGUUCACUGACUGAAGAAAAGAACCCAAAGGAAUUUCCAAAGUAAAAAUAUUAGUGAGAAAUUAGUUGGAUUUUUGUCUAACUUGGCGAGUGUUUCUGCUGGAAUAUGAGUUAAGAGUUGAAUAACUGAACAGUGUCAACGGUGCAGGAAACGCUACCUGUUUACUUCGAUUGCCUUCCCUUGUCAACUAGCAAUACCAGUGUUGUUGUUGAUGCCUCCUGCUGCACCACACACUGCCCUCUCACCUCACUAAAUGAGAGGGACAACAACAGUUACAUCAGAGAUACAGAUCUGCACCAAACUGACUCUGAAGUGAAGAAUUCUUGCCCUGUUUAUUGAGGUUGGGAGCAAGAAGGCACUAUGUGACCAUCAACAAUGACCACUGGACAUUAUUUCCAUCUCCCGCUGACACGGUCAUCAAGAGGAUGAGAUAACAACAAUGUCUUCUGCUUAGGCCUUUUGCUGUCUGUCUCCACUGAGGUUUUCUUUUACAAGGCAGUUCCUGGCCAGUCAAAAUAAUUUGGCACCUGAGCAUUACCAUUAUCUUAAUAAUUUCUUGAUCAACUGAUACUGAUUCUCGUAAAGUCAAAAAAGGAACCCUGAAGUCAUCGCCUCGUGAUUGGGCGAUUAUGCCCGUUGUAUCCUCACCAGUUAGCAGCCUUGAGGUUAUCACCUCUUGAUGAUUUACCAGCCAAUCAAGAGCAGAACUCACAGUAUUUUGGUAGGUGAGCAGCCAGAGUAGCCGUGACCAGAGCAGACCAUGGGGAACCACAGCAGCAGCAGCAAGGUGGGCGUCUCGCAGCCCUCACUCACCUGGACACAAAGUUUUCCCAGGGAAAACAAACGACUUAAGAAAUAUGGCGCCACUUCUGACACUAAGGUAUUGCCCCAGAGAAUUCCCGGGCAGCGUCUGCGCCCUACGGAGAACGGUCACAUUCUACAGACGAAAGGUACCAUCUCCGCCCGACGGAUGGCGGAGUUCCAUCCUCCGCCCCACCCUGCCUUCCCGCCGCCCCUGGUUCUGCAGCAGCAGCAACAGCAACAGCAGCAGCACUCUGCCUCCAUGACCACUCUACAUUACCCACAUCCGCACGACGAGCGCACAGCUGCCAUACACGACCUCCGGUUUGGUCGUCCACCCUCUAAGAAUUAUGCCAGUGAGCCAGACUUGAGAGGGUCGUCCCCUCCCACCAGCGUUCCUUCGCCGCUUUCCCAUACUAUAAUUAGUCAGUCGCCGACUAAGGGCAGAAUAAAGUCAAAGAAAAAAUAUAAAGCUCCUCCGGUCCCUAUCGGAGGGAUAGGCGACUCCCAUUCUCUUCCCCGUGGUGCAGAAAGGUCACAUUCAUUGGGAAAUGUGACUGUUCAGUCGAGCCAGGGUCAGUGGCCAGCCCCUUGUGCAGUUCAUUUCGCUGAUCACAUUGCAAGCAGUCCUGAGCCGCUGAAACCCAAAGCUCGUAAAAUGGGUCUCUUCCGGAAAAAGAACGAGUCUCGGCGAUCUGCUAUUGUGGAUGACCAUCGCAGUUCAGGAGAAGAACAGGAAAGAGUCCGAGCAGCUAGCGAGGACAGGCGUGCAGCCUCUCCAGCACGCUCCUCUCCACGAGAGGAGCUUCGCGAGAGAGCUCGGAGUUUAGACUCCCUUCAGCAUGAGCUUCGUCGCUCCCCCGUAUCUUCCACAGUGCCAGUUGCAACAACGAGCCUAACUCAACUUCACCAAUCUCAUGAACCUCGCUUGUGGACAACCAUCGAAAGAGAUUCCAGACGAGUAGUUUCCCAAGAGAGUGAUUCAAGGCGAAGCAGCACCAUCGAACGAGAAUCUAGAAGGUCCAGUAGAGAUUCCAAAAGGAGCAGCACAUUGGAGAGAGAUCCACAGAAAAGUUUCCGCAGGGUGAGCACCCUGGAGCGAAAAGUCGUGGAACGCAAGAAUGGUGGAGGGGAGGGACGCGAUAACUCCACUCCUUCGUCUUCCAGACGUGCCUCCCGCCUCGACUCCUAUCGAGACAGCUCAACCCACCGUCGCUCGUCGUCUAGCGGGUCUCAUCAUGAAUUAAUUCCUGAAGAAAGUGAGACACGCAAUGUUGCCGACGAGUGGAAUGAGAAUGAAGCAGAAAUGAUCAGUCAGAAAAAGAAAGGAAGUGCAAAGGAAACUGGUGAUGACUGGGACAAAGUUGGACAAAUCAACCAACGGAAGAAAAUAUCGGCAAGUCUUCAAGCCGAACUCUUGCAAACUGUGAACAAUUUAAAGAAAACUUCUCCCGAACAAGAACCUAAUCCAUCCACACUAACAAGAAAAGGCAGAGAAAGUGAAAAACGCUCGUCUAAACCCACUCUGCUACCUUCCAAAAGCAAUGAUAUUAUUGAACACAAUGAACAACCCAAAACUUUUUUUUUCGGAAUGGAGCCAGAGGUGUUACGUGGCUCCCGAGGUGAGGCUAAUUCAGGCCUUCAUAAAAUCAAGAACCAAGAAGAAGCAGUCAAGAAUAAAAAUCGGGAAGAAGUCCACAUUACUGGCCAGGCUGUAGAAUAUACACGCCGCACGCUAGAACGUAUUCAGAGGAGCCGCAGCCGCAGUGCUCGCAAGGAAGCUCAGAGAGGAAGCGAUUCUCAACGCAAAGCCGUUGAUGAGGCUGAUAGUCGUAAUUCUUCAAGUCAAAUUGAUCAGCGUAAGCUGUCUAGGGAUGUAGAAGAAUUUGCAGUAGCCAUAGAACGUCACAAGAUGCGACGGGCAGAUGGCGAGAGAUCAGCAAGUGGAUCAUCACGCCGUGAAGAUGGAGGUUACCAUUCCAGACAGAAUUCCGGGAGUCUUUACUUGGAUAAUGAGCACGACGUUAGAGGAGAAGGUGAACUGUUUAUGAACUUGAGACCGAUACUCCCACGUCGCCAGCUUGAAAUACCAAGAUUUAGCCCAAAUGCUGCCUGGCGGUCCCUGAGUCUUGAGCGUGCCAGUAGACACCAAGAAAAGCCUGACGAGAAACGAAGUAAUGAAGAGCCAGAUUCAGUGCAUGAGGCAAGAAUACAACGGUUCACUCGACCUACAGCUCCCCCUCGAGGCUCUGGUGAAAAAUCUGCUGAUUCUGGCAUCUCUGGUGAUGCUGGCAGCCCUGGGCCCACACAUGAGUUUGAGCCUCUGAUAUCUACAGAUAAAACAAAAAGCUCAUCUGGUCCACUAGCAGCAUCCUCUCCUGUAGCUUCAGGUCUGCCUGAGGUGAGGCGUACCUGGACACCCGCUCAAGACCUAGAUGACAAUAGUCUCGACAGCCACGGAGAGCACACUGAUCUCCCAGAAGGACUUUCCACACCGCCAAAACUUACAUCACGUUCAAACAUGUUUCCGAAAACACUAGACCGGACACCUGAGGUAGAAACGGAAGCUGAAUCACCAAUUGAAAUAGAAACUGUGUCGGAGCUCGUGUCUCCUGAUAAGAAAGAUCUCUGGCAAAAGCGUAAGAAGCGAAAUGGUGUUGAUAUAAUUCCUCAAAAAUUCAACAGCUUACGUAAGCUGAAACGCACCGUAACAGGUGCCAUCACAGGCCUGGGUCUCAAGAAUCCUGUAGUGGAGGAUUACCUUGAAAGCAGAACUCCAGAUGAGCCCCAGAUUCAGCAACAUGGAGACGACCCCAACUGGCGAGACAACUGGUCCAUGUCUCGUUCCAUUCCAAACUCGCUUAACACAUGCGAGGAACAUGACACAGUCAGCAACUUAUCCAGUACCAGGAAUCCCAGGAGCAGAUCAGAGUCUCGUCUGGUUAAUGGAGGGGGCGAGAACUCUAACGAGGAAACACGGUCUCGAACUCCGUCUUACCUACAAUACGGCAACCCGGGUCACAUUAUGUACCUCCCUGAGUAUAACUCCCGACGGAUGAGUCGCGGGGAGAUGGGAAGUGAAGACGAAGCUGAUCUUCGCCACAACACCUCACAGCAUCACAGCCUCAUGCGUUCCGUCAGACCAACAACGCCUGAUCAUGAACGCAAACCUCCGUCAGGUGACGAGGAUCCACCACUCCCAGAGACCUACCACGGACCAACAUCCUUGCCACCUUCCACACACAGCACCCACGCCGCUCUGGCUGCCGCCAGAAAGGCCAGAGGCAAGAAGUUUUCCUACCAAAGCACUGUCAGAGUCCUGGAGAAGAGGAAGCUGGAGGAGAAGUUGGCUAGGGAGGUCGCUGAGAAGGAGACACAGAGGCUGAAGGAAACAGAAGCCAUGAAAAAGGUGGAGGAAGAAUUCCAGAAGAAGAGGGAGAGAGAGAAGAAGAAAGUGAAACAGCAGCUAAAGCUGUUCCAGAUGCAGCAGCAGCAACAGCAGCACACCAACAGAGACACACACAACCACUCUUACUCCAGUGACGACCACGCCCCCUCGUCCUACUCCUCAGAGCAGAACGAAGUGUCUAGCCAGGCCUCGUCCCAGCCGCCUCCCGUACCUCGCUCCCCACUACCUCAGGUGUACUCUCCCUUCACCUCUCUCCCUCCCGAGUUACCUAUGGAGGCUUCUCCUGGUCUUCUCUCUGGUCUUAAGAACUGGGUUCGAGGGAGGAAGGAGAGUCGUUCCUCCACCUCUUCUACAACCCUCACGUCCGCUCCAAGGCAAGAGCCUGACGGUGCCCCAGCCUCCUCUUCGAGAAGUACCAGUGAUGACUGUAGCGGCUCUGGGUCCUCAUCGCGAAAAGAUAUUCCAGAACACAGUGAACAAAAGCAAAAGUUUCGCUCCGAAAUCAUCGCUGCCUCUAGAAAACGCAACGCAGACAACCCCAUCAUCCAAGGCAGCCCCGCUGCAACCAAACACAUCUCCGGCAUCCAAGGCAGCCCUAGCCCUUCUACCAAACACAACUAUUCUGGCAUACAAGACAGCCCAUCUACAAAACACAAAAACUUAGGUGUGCAAGGCAGCCCUGCUGCCAAGCACAUCAACUCUGGUGUCCAAGACAGCCCUGCUUCUAGGCAUAGCAACAAACAGAGGAAGAACAUAUAUAACCACCUCAACGAAAUAGCUGAACGUGAGGCAAAACGAUCACUGCACAAGAAUUACCAACAGGAAACACAGUUACACCACCAGAAACACAAGAAGCAUCGGAACCAGAAGGAUGAACUGCGGCGCUCCCAGUCUCCUGAUGUCCGCAGGCUGAUGCAAGAGCUACCAGAACUGCAUCAGGAGCGGCGAGAGUACAGAGAAUACCGCAGUCCUUCACGCCAUUCCUAUUCACCAACUGUUAACAUACCCAACAGUCCCCCUGCCUCUAUCAGCCCCAGUAAGAGUAGCAGCAACUAUCGUCGAGAGUUUUGUCACGGCAACACCCAGGUGCUGGGUCCCACUGUGGUGUCGGUGACGGUCAAGCGCACAGACCAGAGUGACAGACAUUCCAGGCACUCUAGUGACGACCGACGGUCAGUGGGAAGCAGCGGCGUCCACCGCAGCGCCUCCGUCGACAUCUUGGAGACAGGUUCCUGUUCCUCCUCCUCCACCGCUCGCCACCACCACCAUUCUUCCCAACAUCUUGCUGACGCCUCACUCAGUCACAACUACGGCAGGAGGGGCGGCUACUCACCAGUCGACAGCAGCCCAGCGAGGUUUGCUCACAGCAUCCUAACUCCCUUCACUCCUGUCAAAGGUUAUAAGCCUGUAUCCUUCAGUCCCCCACCUCCAACUAAGAUCCUUCCUGUAAACUAACGAUCAUAAGUAAAGGUUCAAAUGUACACAACUAAUUUGAUAUAGUUUAUGACUAACGGCAACAGAAAACGAUGCCAUAAUUCUUUACAUUAAAGAAAAUGGUGUCAGCUUUAGUUCCUGGAGCAGUGACUAAAGAAAAUAGAGAACUUUAUAGUUACUGUAAAGUCCUGCUGUUAGCAAGAGAAUAGCUAGUAAGUAAUAGCUAUAAGAGAAUGAAGAAUGGAAUCAGUGUGCCAAAAUGUAAACCGAGAGUUAGUUAACAUGGAUGGAUACAAAAUUGUCUAUAGGGGGUUUAAUGUAAAAUAAAAGUGGGGACUGUACACUGGUGCAGUUUGUCUCUUGCACAUACUGGCCUCGUAUUAGCUUCAUGUAUGAACACCGCCGUGUUCACCUCAUGACAGCUGACUUUUGAAGGUUCUAAGCUUUAAUGUUUCCGUCCAGUAUGAGUGAGAAAAAUAUGUCUAUGCUGACUUUGCGUACAGUGUUUAGGGUUAUGUAUGAGUGUGUACUCACCUCCCUGUGUUUGCUGGGAUUGUUCCAUCACUGCUGUGUGUGUGUGUGUGUGUGUGUGUGUGUGUGUGUGUGUGUGUGUGUGUGUGUGUGUGUGUGUGUGUGUGUGUGUGUGUGUGUGUGUGCCCACGCUCAUAUGUGCGCUCUCGCUCGCUGAAUAAGCAAACUUAUGUAAAUUAAUAAAUAAUUUUAUGUCGGUAUCUCUGCGUGCAAAUUAAUAGAUAUAUAUUGAUAGACGUAACUGUAUAUUUUGUUAAGUUUCGUAAUAUAUAUAUGUCGUGCCGAAUAGGAAAAACUGGUCAACUAACAAUAAAUCAAUUAAAAUUCAGUCCUUUCUAAAAUUUUCUCUUAUACGUUUAAAGAUUUUUUUCAUUUAUGUUAAUGUAAAAACUAAUAAUUUUGUACCAAAAGAGCCUUAGAAAACUUACCUAACCUUAUUAUAAUAAGCGUAAUUUAAUGUAGCCUAAUCUAACUAUAUAUAUUUUUGAUAAGUUUACAAUAAUUUAGGUUCAGAAAGAUUUUUGCCAAAUUACUGCAUACACAAAUUUUUGCUUGCCUUAUUCGGCAAGAAGAGUUUUGCUAUUUAAGCCAAAAUAGCAAGUUUUACCUAUUCGGCACGACGUGUAUAUAUAUUUAUAUAUACACUAGAGGCCAACUAGUGUUGGCCACUAGAGGCCAACACCUGUUUAAUAAAUUAGUGUUUCGAGAUACUGAGAUGCGCCUUGCACUCUUGUAUUAUGUUCCCCAUAUAAACUAGAUCUUAGGAAGAACGAAAGUUUGUUUUAUAUACGAAUAACUCGAAUAACUGCAUUUCGUGUUUAUGCGUGCGUAACCCAUUAGUGUAUGGUCCAUUUAAAUGGGGUUAUUUUGGUAGCCAUAUUCUGAAGGCUGAUUUGUGAGCAAUAACAAAAUAGUUAAUGAUCUUUAGUUAGCAAGUUUGUUUCACUUCAGACGGUCAUGCCUCUUGUUUAUACAGAUUUUUAGUAAUAAAUAUUACAAAUAUUACAAAUAAACAUCGCAUAAAAGAAUUAUUUUUGCGCCAUUUGACAGAUUUUCGGGAGACAUCGAAGUUAAUUUUAUAAUUAUACAAUUUAAUAGAAGUAAUUCAUUUAGCGAAUCAAUAUUCAGAACGCGGCUGCCAGGGAGCGUUGAAAGCCUAGAUCAGCCUCAACAGGGAGCGUUGAAAGCCUAGUUCAGCCUCAACAGGGAGCGUCGAAAGCCUAGUUCAGCCUCAACAGGGAGCGUUGAAAGCCUAGUUCAGCCUCAACAGGGAGCGUUGAAAGCCUACUUCAACCUCAACAGGGAGCGUUGAAAGCCUACUUCAACCUCAACAGGGAGCGUUGAAAGCCUAGUUGAACCUCAACAGAUUUAGGUAAGGUUGGUCAUAGAUUCAAUACCCGAGAAAGUCUAACAUAUCAAUUAUAUUUUGUAUAUUUUCAUAGGGUUCUAUG